AUUGAUCCAAAACUUCUGUGACCCGCAAAAGGGUUUCAAUGGUAGACGUUCAAUCCCCACUAUCUUUUCAGUGUGGUCGACUUGAUUCUUAUAUCUGUCUUAUUUUUCGGCUCAAGACUUAAUACGAUCUAAAAAAAUGGAUGGACGGUUUGGAUAUAAUACAUACCUCAUAAUGGGACCCACAGAGCACGUCAAUACAUCAGCUAUAUAGCUGAUGUGUGGUAAGCCAACCAAUCCGCUUCCCCCAUUCACCCCAUUCACUGUCAAAUGCACGCAAACUAUCCUUAACUGCGCCGCGUGUACUAAAAUAAAAAAAUCUUUAACUGUAAACGGCCAAAUCUGCGAUCUGGACCAUCCAAUAGGUUUCCAAUUCCAGUAAUGUCAGUUCUCUUCUUUUCCUGCUUCCAGAUGGGGCGGCGAUAAGAUCGUCCACAGCGAAAUCUUCGGUGUAGAAGAUCGGACGGUGAUAAGAUCAUCUACCGCAAAAUCUUCGUUGAUUGCACUGAGAAAAUCAUGAGUCUCUACGAUCAAUGGAAGGCUGUUUUGAGGAUUCAAAAGUUCAGAAGAAUAGUAUCGUAUACGGGAUUCUACUGCUUCGUCGCUGUCCUAAGCUACGCAUACACAAGCAAUACAACGAGAGCGGGUAUUUCUAGAGCGGACCAGUUCUAUGCAUCUUACCCGGCUGGGACGGAACUACUAGCAGACACUGCAAAGUUAUAUAAAGCUGCACUUGCGAAUUGCUUUGAAGAAGAGGAAUGGGGCCCAAUUGAGUUUUCCAUCAUGGCAAAACAUUUUGAGCGCCAAGGGAAAUCACCUUAUGCCUACCAUUCCCAAUACAUGGCACACCUUCUUUCUCAUGGACAACUUGAUGGAAGUGGCGCAUAGAGACAAUUUCCGGUUCCUAUCCUGGCCUGCAGAAAUAGCCUCUGUUUUAUGUCUGAAAAGAACUUUGAUACUCUGGCAGAGUGCGAUGGAUGGUACGCAGGCACUUUGAAAUUACAUUGCGUUGGUGGUCCCAGUUUAGAUGUAUCACGAAGUGAAAAUUGCAAUUAUUUUAUUAUUCAGAUCAUUUGACAUUUAUCAGACUGUUAAAAAUAAAAAUAUCCAAUGGCCUUAUUCAAGCAAACUAGUGUCCAUGAAUUAUAGGUUAGGAUUGCUCAACUAAUCUGAUUUUGGGACUUAGUGAUAGUGGUUCCAUAAUUUAAUCGGAUUAAUUGGAGUUUAUGGAUGCUUCGUUUUACAA
Messenger RNA from Magnolia sinica, 1243 nucleotides. RefSeq lists its product as uncharacterized. NCBI's taxonomy places the organism in Eukaryota, Viridiplantae, Streptophyta, Magnoliopsida, Magnoliales, Magnoliaceae. The coding region runs from base 514 to 885 and encodes 123 amino acids. The record is from RefSeq and is a predicted model, not a curated record. The transcript has 5 exons.